UAGGGUUUAGUGGCUUCCCCUUUCUCUCUCUCUCUCUCUCUCUCUCCCUUCGCUUUCUCUCUUCCUUCCUAGGGCUUCCCCUCCUCGGCGGCGCAUCGCAUAGGCGGCGGACGAAGAGCUCCCGGCGAUGGGCGGCGACAAGGAGAACCUCGACCUCUCCGACCUCAACGCCUCGCUGCCCGCCGCCGCCGCCGCUCUCAGCGCCGAGGACCGCGCCGGCCUCGUCAAUGCCCUGAAGGAUAAGCUGCAGAGCUUGGCGGGUCAGCACACGGACGUGCUUGAGGCGCUCUCCCCCAAUGUCAGGAAGCGUGUCGAAUAUUUGAGGGAGAUCCAGGGCCAGCAUGAUGAAAUCGAGUUAAAAUUCUUUGAAGAGAGAGCUGCGCUUGAAGCGAAGUACCAGAAGCUUUAUGAACCCUUGUACACAAAGAGGUAUAACAUAGUAAAUGGAGUUGUUGAGGUUGAUGGUGGAAAUGACGAACCAGCCAGUGAAAAUGCUGCUGAGGGUAAAGAUGCAGAUGCUAAAGGAGUCCCAGAUUUUUGGCUUACUGCUAUGAAAACAAAUGAAGUGCUUUCUGAGGAGAUCCAAGAGCGUGACGAGCCUGCUUUGAAAUAUCUGAAAGAUAUCAAGUGGGCUAGAAUUGACGAUCCUAAGGGUUUCAAGCUGGAUUUUUUCUUUGAUACGAACCCUUUCUUCAAGAACUCUGUCCUAACAAAAACGUACCACAUGGUUGAUGAAGAUGAACCAAUUUUGGAGAAAGCAAUUGGGACUGAAAUUGAGUGGUAUCCUGGUAAAAACCUGACACAGAAGAUUCUAAAAAAGAAACCCAAGAAAGGUUCAAAGAAUGCAAAGCCUAUUACCAAAACUGAAGUCUGUGAGAGCUUCUUCAACUUUUUCAGUCCCCCGCAAGUACCCGAUGAUGAUGAGGACAUUGAUGAAGACACUGCUGAUGAGCUUCAGGGUCAAAUGGAACAUGAUUAUGACAUUGGGACCACCAUAAGGGAUAAGAUCAUCCCACAUGCUGUUUCCUGGUUUACUGGUGAGGCUGUGCAAGCCGAGGAUUUUGACGAUAUGGAGGAUGAUGAAGAAGAUGAUGAAGACGAUGAUGAAGAUGAGGAGGAGGAAGAAGAGGAUGAGGAUGAAGACGAAGACGAUGAGGAAGAAAAAAGCAAGCCAAAGAAGAAGUCGGCAGGCAAACCGAAGUACAUUCUCCACCAGCUACCAUCGAAGGGCGGGGCACAAGGAGGUGCUGAUCAACCAGCAGAUUGCAAGCAGCAGUAGAACUGUUGUGGUUCACAGCGCCACGUGAGCUGUUUGUUAUUUUGUUGAUGCAGUAUUUUGCGUUGAACUGCCCAGGAAAUUAUUGGUUGGUUGUGCACGGGUGAGGUUUCGUUGCUGGUAUAUGUUACCCGUGGUUUUAUUGGCGAAGUUGUGAGGCCUGUCUGGAACAUCUAUAUUAGAGUAUUAUUAUGUUUUAGUUAUAUGUAAUCGGUUUAUUAAGUUUGUGUAAUUAUCUGGAAUCUGCCGGUGGAACUUUUACUAGUAUUCAUUUGAGCCUUAUGGAAAAAAAAUGAAAUAUGUCUUAUGGAAAAAAUUGAAAUGUGUCAUUGA
This is a messenger RNA of Oryza sativa Japonica Group (Japanese rice), 1609 nucleotides long. It is a transcript of the gene NAP1;1, whose product is annotated as nucleosome assembly protein 1-1. Gene Ontology annotation, biological process: nucleosome assembly. The record is from RefSeq and is a predicted model, not a curated record. Gene Ontology annotation, molecular function: histone binding; chromatin binding. Gene Ontology annotation, cellular component: chromatin; nucleus. Lineage: Eukaryota; Viridiplantae; Streptophyta; Magnoliopsida; Poales; Poaceae.